Molecule: messenger RNA, 1497 nt
Organism: Saprolegnia diclina VS20
Lineage: Eukaryota; Oomycota; Saprolegniomycetes; Saprolegniales; Saprolegniaceae
Exons: 1
Coding region: 64-1458 (464 amino acids)
Molecular function (GO): protein binding
Source: RefSeq, a predicted model, not a curated record
CAACCCGUCACUUUGUUUGGUUGUCGUUGAACUGGCUCACACCAAAGCAGCGUGAGGCUAGCAAUGACCUGGUGCUCGUCCUCGCUUGCGGGAAGAAGAGGUCCACAAAGUGCACCAGUCGUCGUCGUCGUCGUCAUCGUCGUCGGUUGUCGUCGUCCGCGCGCAACCGCCCAACGGGGUUUUCGAAGAAAGGCGCGUUGGAACGUGGGCGUCACCAGCUGCUGCGGCCUUGACACCUUGAUCCGCAUUCACUUUUCAAUUGUAUCGCUCUCGUCUCGCAUGUCGACACUGCGCGAGUCAUCUGCCUUGCGCGCACUGAGCGUCGCGGGCAUCGUCCGCAGCAUUGCGUCGUACCAAGACGGCAUUCUCGAGGACCUCCGUCCGUUCCUGGGCUUUGACUACAAGCAAUGGGUCAACACGCCGUUCGACAAGCGCCUCCUGGUGCAGCUCGAGCCCUUCCAUGCGCUCCUCGUGCCGUGGCUCGCUGACCACUCGAUCGACCGGCUUUCGCAGCUCUUUGCAGCCUUGCCGGACGUCGCGCCGCUCGUGACCGAGACCGCCAUCUACUACGGCCACGACGAUCUUGUCGCGCACCUCUCGGUGCACUGGCGGCACAAGGCGACGUCGCUUCGGUCCAUGGACUUGGCGGCGUGGGCCGGACACUUUGCGAUCCUCCAGCGUCUCCACGAAGACGACUUUGGUGGGUGCUCGCACUUGGCGAUGGACUGGGGCGCGCGCGGCGGUCACUUGGACAUUGUCCAGUUUCUCCACGAGCAGCGCACCGAAGGCUGCACGACGGAAGCCAUGAACUGGGCGGCGAACCUCGGCCACUUUGAGAUUGUGAAGUUCCUCCACUUCAAGCGCACCGAAGGCUGCACGAAGGAGGCGCUCAACUGGUCGGCGGGCAACGGGCACCUCGAGGUCGUUCGGUUUCUGCACACGCACCGGCGCGAAGGCAUGACUGAGUACGGUAUGAACAUGGCAGGCUACAACGGCCACGUGGCGACCAUCGAUUUCCUCCACAACAAUCGGACCGAAGGCUGCACCGAGUGGGCGAUGACGUGGGCGGCGUCUCAAGGCCACAUGGACGUCGUCCAGUACCUCCAUGCAAACCGCACCGAGGGCUGCUGCGCCCACACGCUGAGCUGGGCGGCGUCCCGCGGCGACUUUGCGAUGGCCGAGUUUCUCUUGACGCACGGCUACUGCGACAACAAGAUCGAGGCCAUGCGCCACGCCGCCCGCGUCGGCCAGUUUGACAUGUGCGCGUAUCUCUACGAAGACGGCAUGGACGUCCAGAUCCCGCUCGUCUCGGCGGCCAUGCACGGCAUGCUCGACAUUGUUAAAUUCUUUGUGCCCCGGGUCACUCGACACGGCGGGUGGACCGAAGUGCGCAAGGCCGCGGCGGACGCGGGCCACGCCAACGUCACCGCCUACUUGGACGCCGUCCUGAAACCCUAAUUUAUCUAAUCGCUCCCUAACCUAAUAUGACUAUUCGAU